This is a messenger RNA of Chilo suppressalis (striped riceborer), 2982 nucleotides long. The record is from the annotation of a GenBank genome assembly. NCBI's taxonomy places the organism in Eukaryota, Metazoa, Arthropoda, Insecta, Lepidoptera, Crambidae.
GUUUUUUGUUUGAUUCUGGUUUUUGUUCCCUAAGAUCAAUUAUUAAUUAUUCUGUGAUAAAAUCUAUUAAUAAUUCUUUGUUUUCUUUUUAUUAAAAUUAUAAAUUUAUUAGUACGUUCUUGUUUCGGCUAAUAAACACAACACAAUAACAUGUCAUCUCUACAACCCAUUCAUGCUCUUAGUUUAGAUUCAGUCCAGCAGCAAGCAUUUAUAAAAUACUUCAAUUCGCUACCUGAAAAACCCCUUACUACGGUGCGAAUCUUUGACCGCAAUGACUACUACAGCGUGCACGGUGUCGAUGCUCACACGGCGGCAAGAGAAGUAUUCUCCUCAAUUUCAAACAUCAAGAAGAUGGGCAUUGAACCCAACAAGCUGGAUUACUUAGUGCUCUCUAAAGGAAACUUCGAGAUUCUCAUUAAAAAACUGUUGUUGGUAAGACGUUACAGAGUCGAAAUAUAUGUCGCAGAGGGAUCAGUGAAAAACAGUGACUGGUCUCUCAAGUACAAGGGUUCUCCUGGUUGCCUUUCCCAGUUGGAGGAAGUACUCGGGGAAGGAUUAGGUGCCUCAGAAGAGAACUCGCCAUGUCUCAUGGCAGUGAAUAUUAAAACCGAUGCUGUGAGUAAAGGCCGUUUGCUAGGCGUCGCCUGUAUAGUUGCGGGUGAUUAUCAGAUGUCAGUAGUGGAAUUCACAGAUGACGAUCUAUUGACCGAGCUUGAAACCAUUACAGUACAAAUGGCACCAUCUGAGUGCCUUGUGCCACAAACUGAAAAUGAUGAUUACAAAGCUUUAAAGCAAGUGAUGGCCAGAGCUGGGGUUACAAUAACUAAGUUGAAAAAGGGCGAGUUUUCCACCGAAGGCUUACAUCAAGACUUGACCAGGCUGUUGAAGUUCAAAGAGAAUCAACAACAAGACGCCAACGCAUUCCCUGAGACUAGGAAGGAAAAUGCCAUGUCGAGUUUAGCCGCUGCCAUUAAAUAUAAUUCAUUGUUGAACGAUAGCACCAACUUCGGAAGAUUUCGUAUAUCAACGAUCCAGGCGGAUUGUUUUCUACAUUUAGACGCGGCCGCGCUAUCAGCUUUGAAUGUAUUUCCUGAACUAGGCGAUUCUUCGCACACACCCUCUAGGAGUUUGUACGGAUUGCUCGAUAGAUGUCGCACGCAGCAAGGAAAGCGUUUACUAGCCCAAUGGCUGCGUCAGCCGCUUCGAGACAUAUAUCUAAUCAACGAACGCUUAGAAAUCGUAGAACUUUUAGUAAAUAGUUCUCAAUUACGCUUACAAUUGCACGAAGACCAUUUGCGUAGAAUACCAGACCUGCAAGCCCUGGCUAGAAGGCUAACGAGAAAGAAGGCUAAUUUACACGACUGCUAUAGGAUCUAUCAGGCUAUAAAAAGGCUGCCGUCGUUACUGCAAUGUUUGGCUGAAGCAAACAACGCCACCGUCCACUCUUCUCUCUCGGAACCAAUAUCAGAGUUGAACGACGACCUUGAUAAAUUCCAACAGAUGAUUGAGACCACUAUGGACAUGGAUGCAGUCGACAGAGGGGAUUAUCUUGUGAAACCGUCGUUUGACGAUUUACUACAAAACCUAAGCAAACAGUUGGAACAACUCCAGUCAUCUGCCGAAAGGGAAUUGAACAAAGCGGCCAAGGACCUAGGCAUGGACGCCGGGAAGAUAAUCAAAUUGGAAUACAACCCACAGGCUGGUUACCAUUUCAGGGUCACUUUAAAAGAAGAACAAGCACUCAGAGGCAACAAAAAAUACACGAUUAUAGACGCUGUCAAAGGCGGCGUAAGAUUUAAAACCAGCAAAUUGGAAGAUAUUACAGAGGAGUACACUCAAACGAAAUCGUCUUACGAAAAAGAACAAGACAAAGUUGUCACUGAAAUCGUCGGGAUCGCUGCUGGCUACUCCGAAUGCCUCUUCUGUUUAUCUCACAUAUUAUCUCGACUGGAUGUGUUAGUGGCAUUCUCCGUAGCUACUUCCUCUGCUCCUUAUCCUUAUUGCAAGCCGGUGUUCACUGAAAGCUUAAACGAAUUAGUACUUAAGGAUGUGAGGCAUCCAUGCUUGGAGGUGCAAGAAGGAAUCUCCUAUAUUCCUAACGAUGUGACCUUUAAGAGAGGUUCUUGCGUUAUGCAUAUAGUAACGGGCGCGAAUAUGGGCGGUAAAUCCACUUGGAUGCGAUCGUGUGGAGUGGCCGUUUUGAUGGCGCACGCGGGUUGUUUUGUACCGGCUUCUGAAGCGAUAGUUCCUAAACUGAGGGCUUUGGCCGCUAGAGUAGGCGCGGCCGAUAGGGAAGACAAGGGGCAGAGCACUUUCAUGUUGGAAAUGAUAGAAUCCGCUGCUAUACUCAGGACAGCCACACCAGAUUCUCUGGUGCUCGUUGAUGAAUUGGGACGAGGCACAUCCACAUACGAAGGCUGCGGGAUCGCUUGGGCUAUUGCUGAGGAGUUGGCGACCAAAUCGCAAUGCUUCUGUCUGUUCGCGACUCAUUACCACGAAUUGACGCGUCUGCCGAGUCUCCAUCCGGGCGUGAUAGUGAACUCUCACGCGGAAGCGUCCGUCGUCGAUCAACAGUUGAUAUUGCUGCAUAAAAUAUCCCCGGGGCCGGCCACUAACUCCCUGGGCUUGCAUGUCGCCAAAUUGGCAGACUUACCAGACUCGAUCAUUGAGUAUGCUGAGGCAAAGCAAGCUCAACUCGAAACGAAUCUCUUCGAGGUUGAAGCUGCGGUAAAAUCUCAAGAAGUUGGCGAUGGACAAAAACUUAUACAGGAUUUCCUGAAGAAAUGCAAAGAAAUUCAAAAGUCAACGGCAUCGGACGACGCCAUGAUGAACGAAAUAGGGAAAUUGAAACAGAAUCUCUUGCUGAAUAACAAUAAAUAUGUACAGUCACUGAUUUCAUAAUAUAACGACAUUGAUUGAUCGGUCAAAGAAUAAAUAAAUUUACUUUAUUCUUUUCAAUAUUAUUAUGUGUUACAAAAUAAU